AUGACACCAGGGCUUUUGGGCUUUUUCUUUCUAUUCAUCUCCAAGACAUGUGCAAAUCUAUGUUCAAUCUGGUCAUAUCUAUCUAUCUAUCUAUCUAUCUAUCUAUCUAUCUAUCUGUGUAAUAUAUCUGUCUGCCUGUCUCAGUCUGGUCAUAUCUAUCUAUCUAUCUAUCUAUCUAUCUAUCUAUCUAUCUAUAUCUCAGUCUUUGGAAAACAACAAAAAACGAUAAAUGAUCACUUAACUUAUUCCUACUUGGAAUUUCUAUCUAUCUAUCCUAUCUAUCUAUCUAUCUAUCUAUCUAUCCCUUCAAAUAUGCUUUUAUGUAUCUAUCUAUUUCAUUCUUUUCAUUAUGUAUCCUUUAUAUAUCUAAGUUUGUGCAUUAUCUAUCUAUCUAUCUAUCUAUCUAUCUAUAUAUAUCUAUCUAUCUAUCUAUCUAUUUAUGCCUGUUCUCUCUCUCUCUAA
Acanthosepion pharaonis is the source of this 462-nucleotide messenger RNA. NCBI's taxonomy places the organism in Eukaryota, Metazoa, Mollusca, Cephalopoda, Sepiida, Sepiidae. The record is from the annotation of a GenBank genome assembly.